AUGUCUGGACGUGGCAAGGGAGGAAAGGUGCGUGCCAAGGCUCGGUCCCGGUCGGUCCGCGCUGGAUUGCAGUUUCCCGUGGGUCGGAUUCACCGGUUGCUGCGGAAGGGAAACUACGGUGAACGCGUCGGAUCGGGUGCCCCGGUGUAUCUCGCUGCGGUGAUGGAAUACCUGGCGGCGGAAAUUCUCGAACUCGCCGGAAAUGCCGCCCGGGACAACAAGAAGACGCGAAUCAUCCCGCGCCAUCUGCUGUUGGCCAUCCGGAACGACGAGGAGCUGAACAAGUUGCUGUCCCACGUGACCAUCGCCCAGGGAGGAGUACUGCCGAACAUUCAGGCGGUGCUGCUGCCGAAGAAAACGGAGAAGGCGCCUGUGGCAGCCUCUGAGUAGAGCGAGAGAGAGAGAGAAGAGUCCAAUCAACGCAAACAAACCGUCCUUUUCAGGACGACUAAAAUAUUCACGAAAGAGUAUUCUUGAUUAUCCUAGCUGGAAUAACAUUUGAAAAUGGUGUAUGGAUGGUUCAGAUUUGAAACCAUUCUUGAAAAGUUGUGUUUUGACAGCUACUUUUCUCGUUCAUCUUAUCGGAUAACUACUUA
Culex pipiens pallens (northern house mosquito) is the source of this 596-nucleotide messenger RNA. Its product is annotated as histone H2A-like. Gene Ontology annotation, molecular function: DNA binding; protein heterodimerization activity; structural constituent of chromatin. NCBI's taxonomy places the organism in Eukaryota, Metazoa, Arthropoda, Insecta, Diptera, Culicidae. The record is from RefSeq and is a predicted model, not a curated record. Gene Ontology annotation, cellular component: nucleosome. Bases 1 to 390 code for a protein of 129 amino acids. The transcript has a single exon.